UGCUCAGGCAGGCUUCCAGGGAUUAUAAUCUGCUCUGAAUCUAAUCUUGACAUAAACUGCAAAACAUUGGAGGGAGUGGAAUCCCCUGGAUUACAGUGCACCAUGGUGGGUCUGAAACCGUCUGAUGUGCCUCCUCCGCUGGGCGUGAAGAUGCUGAGUGCCGGGGCGGCAGCCUGCAUAGCCGACCUGAUCACCUUCCCCCUGGACACCGCCAAAGUCCGACUGCAGAUCCAGGGAGAGAAGGCUUUGUCCCAGGGGGUCCGUUACCGCGGGGUGUUUGGUACGAUCAGCACCAUGGUGCGGACCGAGGGGGUCCGGGCCCCGUAUAACGGCCUGGUGGCAGGUCUACAGCGACAGAUGUGCUUUGCCUCCAUACGCAUCGGUUUCUAUGACAACGUCAAGAACUUCUACACAGGCGGGAAGGACAAUGCAGGUGUGGGGGUGCGUAUCCUUGCUGGGUGUACCACGGGGGCCCUGGCCGUGUGUCUGGCCCAGCCCACAGACGUGGUGAAGGUUCGUUUCCAGGCCCAGGUGAGGCUGGAGGGGGUGCCUCGGCGCUACAGCGGCACCAUGCAGGCCUACAGACACAUCUUCCAGCACGAGGGCAUCAGGGGGCUGUGGAAAGGCACCUUGCCCAACAUCACCAGGAACGCCCUCGUCAACUGCACUGAGCUGGUGACCUACGACCUCAUCAAGGAGGCCAUCCUUACACACAAACUGAUGUCAGACAAUCUGCCGUGUCAUUUCGUGUCUGCGUUCGGAGCGGGCUUCGUCACCACGGUAAUAGCGUCUCCGGUGGAUGUGGUGAAGACGCGCUACAUGAACUCUCCUCCAGGUCAGUAUCGCAGCGCCAUCAACUGCUCCUGGACCAUGCUGACCAAGGAGGGCCCCAGUGCCUUUUACAAGGGCUUCGUCCCGUCUUUUCUCAGGCUGGGCUCCUGGAACGUUGUGAUGUUUGUGUCGUUUGAGCAGUUGAAGAGAGCCAUGAUGCACACCAAGGCGACCAGCUAGACCUCCUGCCUCCACAUAGGAGAACCUGUAGGAACCUCCACACAGGAGAACCUGUAGGAACCUCCACACACACCACCAAGGAGACAAGGGACAUACAACCAUCUCUAGAACCGUGUUUCCGUCCUCACAGGAACUUCUGCUGGUGCGUGAAAAUGAGCAGAAAAUCUUUUGAAGGAUUUGUGUGAACAUUUCUUUAAAGUGCACAUUAGUAUUUGAUGCUGAACUGACAGUAU
Hypomesus transpacificus is the source of this 1244-nucleotide messenger RNA. RefSeq names its product uncoupling protein 1 (gene ucp1). Gene Ontology annotation, molecular function: oxidative phosphorylation uncoupler activity. The transcript is spliced from 7 exons. Gene Ontology annotation, biological process: mitochondrial transport; mitochondrial transmembrane transport; adaptive thermogenesis. The record is from RefSeq and is a predicted model, not a curated record. Lineage: Eukaryota; Metazoa; Chordata; Actinopteri; Osmeriformes; Osmeridae. Bases 103 to 1011 code for a protein of 302 amino acids. Gene Ontology annotation, cellular component: mitochondrial membrane.